ACUAGUAGAGUACGAAGUACAAUGAAUGAAGAGAGGGCUCCGGUCACGCCCCAGCAAAGCAAGCGGACGCCAGGACACGAGACCGCUCUAGAAGAUUGUGGGGCCUUCCUGGGGAGACGACGGGAAGGAACGAAGCUGAUCUGGAAACCAGAACAGGAAGACGAUAGACGAUGAUGCUGGAGAGAGCUCCAGACAAUUCACCCACCGCUCCCGACGAAGCUAUAAAUUCCAUCCCCUCCCACCGCUCAGCUCACUCCAAACCGAAGAUCGAAAUCGCACCGAGCUCGAACAGCGCACACAUCAUCAUCGUCUCUUUUCUGAUCCCACGCAAACGUUUCAGGUUCCCGUUCGCAGCAACCCCCGCCGACAAUGUCGCUGGUGAGGCGCAGUAGCGUGUUCGACCCCUUCUCCCUCGACCUCUGGGACCCCUUCGACAGCAUGUUCCGCUCCGUCGUCCCGUCGGCCGGCGCCUCCGACUCCGAGACCGCCGCCUUCGCCAACGCCCGCAUUGACUGGAAGGAGACGCCCGAGGCGCACGUCUUCAAGGCCGACCUCCCCGGCGUCAAGAAGGAGGAGGUCAAGGUCGAGGUGGAGGACGGCAACGUCCUGGUCAUCAGCGGCCAGCGCAGCAAGGAGAAGGAGGACAAGAAUGACAAGUGGCACCGCGUCGAGCGCAGCAGCGGCCAGUUCAUGAGGCGGUUCCGCCUGCCGGAGAACGCCAAGGUCGACCAGGUGAAGGCCGGGCUGGAGAACGGCGUGCUCACCGUCACCGUGCCCAAGGCGGAGGAGAAGAAGCCUGAGGUGAAGAGCAUCCAGAUCUCCAGUUAAGCGGCCAUGGACGCGGGUUGAAGAUGAUGCGAUGUGAUGCUACGAGUCGUGCGUGCUUGGCUGCGUACUCUGUCUGUGUGUGUUAUUGUCUUCUUGAGUGUGUGGUGUGGACGAUGUGUGCUUCCCUUGCCGCUGUACUUGUUUUUGCUUCUUCCGUGUAAACGUCCUGUGGUUCCUCUGACAAAUAAAUAAAAGCAGCUUUCAAAUUUACUGAGUA
Messenger RNA from Panicum virgatum (switchgrass), 1045 nucleotides. RefSeq names its product 16.9 kDa class I heat shock protein 1-like. Gene Ontology annotation, biological process: response to heat; response to hydrogen peroxide; protein complex oligomerization. NCBI's taxonomy places the organism in Eukaryota, Viridiplantae, Streptophyta, Magnoliopsida, Poales, Poaceae. Bases 370 to 828 code for a protein of 152 amino acids. The transcript has a single exon. The record is from RefSeq and is a predicted model, not a curated record.